This is a messenger RNA of Coffea arabica (coffee), 2402 nucleotides long. RefSeq names its product disease resistance protein RGA2-like. The record is from RefSeq and is a predicted model, not a curated record. Lineage: Eukaryota; Viridiplantae; Streptophyta; Magnoliopsida; Gentianales; Rubiaceae.
UUGCUUAAUCCUUCAAGGGAAGUCACCUGGAAAUGGAGGAUGUUGGAAGUAACUACAUGAGUAUUUUGUUCCGGACUUCUUUGUUGCAAGUUUCCAAGAAGGAUAGGUUUGGAAGAACUAUAAAAUUCACUAUUCACGAUCUUGUGUAUGACUUUGUUAAAGAAGCAGCUAAAGAGUCCAUUUUCUUUGUUCCCUCGGCUGAACUUAGAGCCGGUAAGGAAAGUCUUUUAAAGCCGCGAACUUUGAUUUUGAGCGAUGACCUUGCACAUGAUUUGCCGAUCGUUUGUAAAAGCCUUCGAGUCUUAGUUCUUGAAGAUGAAGAUGUUAAGGAAUUGCCAGCCACGAUUGGAAAGUUGAAGCUUUUAAGAUAUCUUGACAUCUCCAGGACUUCAAUAACAGAGCUCCCAAAUCCCAUCACACGGUUGUACAAUUUGCAAACAAUGAAACUCAGUAAUCUGCAACAGCUUCCCAAAAAUUUUGGAAAUUUGGCUAACCUGAGGCAUUUGUGCAUUGAAGAAGAUGGAAUCAUCAACGGCAAGCCAUGUUUGCUUCCUGAUAUAGGGCAAUUGAGCUCUCUUCAGACGUUGCCUUUCUUCUUUGUAAGUCGAGAUAAGGGAUGUCAAAUUGAUCAGUUGGGGCAUUUGCACAAUCUCAGGGGCGACCUCAAGAUCUUUGAUCUCCAGAAUGUUAGCAACCAAGAGGAAGGAAUCAAGGCAAAAAUAUCCACAAAGAUAAACCUUGAUAGUUUGGAACUUCACUGGGAUACUAGGACCAGAGACGAAUCCACUGAUGAGGAUGUCUUGAAAGGUCUUGAACCUCACCCAAAUUUGAAAGGUUUCACAAUGGAAAACUUUAUGGGCCGAAGCCUUCCAUCGUGGAUGCUGACCACAAGCCAUCCUUUGGCCUUUCGCAAUCUUGUGAAGAUCGUGCUGAGGAACUUCAACAAGUGUCAGCAAAUUCCACCACUUGGGCACCUCCCUCACCUCAAUAUUGUCAACAUAAUUGGAAUGAAAAGUGUAAAUUGCAUCGGCACUGAUUUCUUCGGUUGGAAAAAUGUUGAUGAUGCAAGUAGUAGCAAUCCAAGUGGCCUAGCAGGGGAUGCUGUGGUUUCAUUUCCGGCACUAAAAGAACUAAUUCUGGAGGAUAUGCCUGAUUUGAUAGAGUGGUCGGGUUUAAUGUGCCACGAUUCAUCACAUUCAUUGGUCAAGAUAUUCCCUUCUUUGGAGAUUUUAAAAGUCCAAAACUGUCCAGAAAUGAUAAGCCUGCCAGAUGGUGUUUGGCACAACCUUAGAUGCAUUAAAGAACUGUGUAUUUCGGGAUGCGAUAGUUUAAGUCAUCUACCAAAGGACGUUGGAGGAUUGGUAUCUCUUGAGAUUCUAACAGUAGUGAAUUGCCCCAAUCUUGUUUCCAUUCCAGAUAUUCAUUCCCUACGAUCUCUAGUUGUGCUGAAUCUUGCGGGAUGCGACAACUUGCGCUCUCUACCAAGUGGAAUGGAAGUCUGUACAUCAAUCAGGCUUUUUACAUUAGUGAAGUGCCCUGCUAUUCAACCUGAGGAUUUGCAUCCUCUGUCGAGGAUGACUCAACUACAAGCAUUGGCGCUAGGUGAUUUCUCUCAUGAUCUUGAUUAUUUCCCCUGGCCCAGCUACACCAUUAAUCCUUGCAGAGUUACUAUUACCGAUAAUGAGAACAAAGAAUUCCAACAUCCUUUUGCCUCGUUGCAGUCUCUUGGAUUAUAUGGUUGGCAAGCAGUCACAUCUUUGCCGGAGCAGAUUCAGCAUCUCUCCAACUUGGCCUUUUUAACGAUACAUAAUUUUGACGGGAUUGUGGCUCUGCCAGAGUUCUUGGGUAGCAUCCAUUCACUCGAAGAACUGGACAUUGAAGACUGCAAAAAUCUGUUGCAUUUGCCUUCUGCUGAGGCAAUGCGUCGCCUCACCAAAUUAAGGAAAUUGACAAUUGAACAUUGUCCACUUCUCAAGGACAGAUGCAAGGAAGAGAUCGGCCAAGAAUGGGACAAGAUUGCUCAUAUUCCAGAAUUUCAGCUGCUGCCAUGAACAUGUGCAAUGCAUCGCCUCAUCUUACUUUGCUUAAUACAGCAACUACAUGCACCACCAGCAAGGGCAGAAAGCACAUCUCCAAGACGAUAAGAUUGUUGUAUUUUGUCUCUUGGACCUCUCUUGAUGCCGGUCAGUUGGAUUCCUGGUGCAAGUGUUGCUGCUUCUAUCUGCCUCUCUUCUCUUCUUGGGAUUCUUUGUUUUUCGUUUCUUACUUCUUUAAUAGUACUUUCUCAUUUCCUUUUCCUUAUUUUGUAUUCUAUAUUAGUUCUUCUUGAAUUUGUAUCCUAUAUUGGUGUUUCUUGAAUGUUACAUAUUAUAUCUUGGUCAUGUUUCCCUUUCUUUUGAUUA